Penicillium maclennaniae is the source of this 1200-nucleotide messenger RNA. It is a transcript of the gene mrd1, whose product is annotated as RNA-binding ribosome biosynthesis protein MRD1. The transcript has a single exon. NCBI's taxonomy places the organism in Eukaryota, Fungi, Ascomycota, Eurotiomycetes, Eurotiales, Aspergillaceae. The record is from RefSeq and is a predicted model, not a curated record. Gene Ontology annotation, cellular component: cytosol. Gene Ontology annotation, molecular function: mRNA binding. The coding region runs from base 1 to 1200 and encodes 399 amino acids.
AUGUCAUCGGUAGCUCAACGACUGGGGGUUUCUAAAUCAGAAUUGCUGGAUCCCACUUCUUCUGACGCCGCUGUGAAGCAGGCACAUGCUGAAACGCAUGUUAUUCAAGAGACAAAGGCAUACUUCGCUGCCAACGGAGUAAAUAUCGAUGCUUUCAAGCACCGGGAACGUGGAAACACUGCAAUUUUGGUCAAGAACUUCUCCUACGGGGUUAAGAGCGAGGAGCUUCGGAAGCUUUUUGAACCUUAUGGCAAGAUCAUUCGAUUGUUGAUGCCGCCCAGUGGCACCAUCGCCAUUGUCGAGUUCGCGAGGCCCGAUGAAGCGCAAAAGGCGUUUAAGGGUCUCGCCUACCGCAAGAUGGGCGACUCGAUUCUCUUUUUGGAAAAAGCUCCCAGGGACCUAUUUGAUCCAAAUGUAGCCCCGAAGGACGUUGCACUUGAGACGAAGGGCAAGGACCAGGGCUUCUCCACCUCCGACACCUUCGCGGCAGACGAAAACGAGGGCGCUUUCACGACCACCCUCUUUGUCAAAAACCUAGCCUUCGCAACUACCAACGAGAAGUUCUUGGAGGUCUUCCAGCCGCUGGACGGCUUCGUUACGGGCCGCAUCAAGACCAAGCCUGACCCCAAGAAGCCCGGUCAGACACUCAGCAUGGGCUUCGGCUUUGCAGAGUUCAAGACCAAGGCACAAGCCCAGUCAGCAUUAGCUGCUAUGAAUGGGUACAAGUUGGAUGGCCACGAGCUGGUGAUUCGUGCCUCUCAUAAGGGCAUGGAUGCUGCCGAGGAGCGGAGACGGGAAGAUACCGCCAAGAAAAUUGCAUCGAGAAGAACGAAGAUCAUCAUCAAGAACUUGCCUUUCCAGGUUACCAAGAAGGACAUUCGGUCACUGUUCGGGGCCUACGGUCAACUGCGGUCCGUCCGUGUUCCGCAGAAGUUCGAUCGCACAGCGCGUGGAUUCGGUUUCGCGGACUUUAUCAGUGCUCGUGAAGCUGAAAAUGCCAUGGACGCGUUGAAAAAUACGCAUCUUCUGGGUCGACGACUCGUGCUGGAAUUCGCAAACGAGGAGGCCGUCGAUCCCGAGGAGGAGCUCGCGAGGUUAGAAAAGAAGGUAGGGGAACAGGUGGACAGGGUCAGAACCCAACAGCUCACGAGCGGAGGGCGGAAGAAAUUCACUGUAGGAGGCCAGGAGGAGGAAGCAUGA